AGUCAAAAGUGUCGCUUAUACCUCACGGACGGUUGUGUAAGUGUUUGUUUGGCAGAUCAAAGAGGAUUAAAAUAUUCAACUGUUGAUUGAUUAUCGAAGAAAUAGAUAUACCCAAAAUAAGAAUGAUGAAGCUGUGAAGACGAAGAAGAUGAAAGGGCUUUGAGUAGAAAGAAAGAAAGAGCAGGCAGCCAAAGUUGAAGCUAAUAAAUCAACCUUAUUAGAUUGCCCGCCUGCAAAAGGGAUUUCAGAACAAAAAGAAAUCCAACCUUCUGCACUGCUCCUCUAUCAACUAUUCUUAUAUACAUACAUACAUAUAUAUAUAUAUAGAGGAAUUGAAGAAAGGACUGGUGGUGGGGGUGGUGGUGGUGGUGUGUAUUGAGCUCAUAUCCUAUCCUAUGGCGGCGCUAUCUGUGUUUGGAAAAGCAGUGUGUACGGACUAAGGGGGGCAACUCGUCAAAAGUGGAUUUCUCUCUGCCAUUCAUUCGUUCAUUCAUUUCUCAAACCUAACCUCCUUUCUUCUCUCUAUUGUCGUCGUCUUUUCCAUCCCUUUUCUCUCCAUCUCCAUCUCCAUCUCCACCCCUCCUUUUGUGUUUCUUCAUCCUAGCUGACAAAACAUCUUCCUUCAACUUCACAUUCACAGCCGCGCCUUUAAUUUCAAUCGGAAAUUGUUUGAACCUUCUUAGGUUUUCACUUUAUUAAUUUGUUGGGGAUGCCCAUCCUUUCCAUUUCUCCCGAUUAUUCCCCGUCGGAAUGAGAAUCCGGCGAGCAGCUCCGGCGCGCAAAAAUUAAAGGAAGAGUUCUACACAGAACAAAAUGAGGAUACCGACAGCCGGCGGCGGCGGCGGUGGCGGCGAAGGUGUUGAGAGGAAGAACAUAAACGUGGAGCUCUGGCAGGCUUGCGCCGGCCCUCUGGUGAAUCUCCCGGCGGCCGGGACCCACGUCAUCUACUUCCCUCAAGGACAUAGUGAGCAGGUUGCUGCAUCCAUGAAAAAGAAUGUGGAUGCUCAAGUGCCAAACUACCCUAAUCUUCCGUCGAAAUUACUUUGCCUCCUUCAUGACAUCACUUUGCAUGCUGAUCCAGAGACAGAUGAAGUGUAUGCUCAGAUGACACUCCAGCCUGUGCCGUCGUUUGACAAAGAUGCUUUGCUCAAAUCGGAUUUCUCGAUGAAACUAAAUAAACCUCAAACUGAGUUUUUCUGUAAAACCUUGACGGCAAGUGAUACAAGCACGCACGGAGGAUUUUCUGUGCCUCGCCGUGCUGCAGAAAAGAUUUUCCCUCCGCUGGACUUCACAAUGGAACCACCUGCACAAGAACUUACGGCUAGAGAUUUGCACGACAAUGUCUGGAAAUUUCGCCAUAUUUUCCGGGGAAAACCAAAGCGCCACUUACUUACAACGGGGUGGAGUCUCUUUGUCAGCGGAAAGAGGCUGUUUGCUGGUGACUCUGUCUUAUUCAUUAGGGACGAUAAGCAGCAGCUCCUUUUAGGCAUAAGACGUGCCAACAGACAACCAAACAACUUAUCAUCAUCAGUAUUGUCGAGUGACAGCAUGCAUAUUGGAAUUCUAGCUGCAGCUGCCCAAGCAGCUUCAAACAACACCCAAUUUACGGUAUUCUACAAUCCGAGGGCUAGUCCAUCAGAAUUCGUCGUACCUUUAGCCAAGUACUACAAGGCAGUGUGCAGUAACCACAUCUCCCUUGGAAUGCGCUUCCGGAUGAUGUUUGAAACCGAAGACUCGAGCACAAGAAGAUAUAUGGGAACAAUAACGGGCAUCAGCGACCUGGAUCCAGUAAAAUGGACGAACUCACAAUGGCGUAACCUACAAGUUGGAUGGGAUGAGUCCACCGGUGGCGAAAGGCGCACCCGUGUCUCCAUAUGGGAGAUAGAACCCAUUACAGCUCCAUUUUUCAUCUGCCCAACCCCACCGUUGUUCGGCUUGACGGGCUCGCGGCAACUGGGAAUUCCAGACAAUUGUUCGUCCGAGUUAGACAGCCUAUUGAGGAGCACAAUGCCGUGGCUUUCCAGCGACAACAAUCAAACUCAACCCGGCAUGAGCCUAGCCCAGUUGAUGAACACCCCUCAAAACCACCCGUCCUCGGCUACCUCCUCAAUGCAGCUGCCAAACUAUACGCCUUCUUUCGCCGGUUCUGUUCUUCCAAACCUUCCGGGCCCUGAAAUCCCUCAGAAAAACAGCUCUCAGUUCAAUGCCCAGAGGGAAACACCCCUUGCAGAGCAGAUAGAUCCCAUCCUGCCGAAACUCCCAUCAUCGGCAUCAAACCAGGUUCGAUCUCCAGUCUUGAUGUCGCAGAUUCCUCCUAUUGUCGCAAGAAAUCUCCCGCCACUGCAGAAUCUCAUGCAGUCCGAGCAGGCUGAUCUCGUAAACCAGCAGCUACGGAUGUCAGACAAUCAAAUGCAGCAGCAGCCUUGCCAGCCCCAAGAUAAUUCGUCGAUCUUCUCCUUCUCCAAGCGCACUCAUCCGGAGCAGAUGGGCAGGAGUAGCAGCCACACAGACUUUCAGUUCGCCCAACCAGCGCCACAGCCGAAGCGCCAUCACCGGCAAUCUGGAUCGGGGGGGUUCGAAUUGCCUGGACAUAUGGGUCCGCCUAACCAUGCCGGAGGAUGCCAAUCUGUAGUUACCGACGAUGUCCUAUCUUGUUCGACUUCCCUGUCUGCAAACAAGAGUAUGCCGGCGUUUGGAGAUGAGAUUGCUCAGCCUUCUGCUGCUUUGCCGAAUUCGAAUGGUUUCGAUACUGCGUCCAGUGCCAAGUCUUUGUCGAACACAUUCAAUGGUCAGAGCAGAAUCAUUUUUCCGUAUGCGAAUGCUCCGGGAGCUCAGAUAGAUUAUUUGGAUAGCUCGUCUUCGGCAACAUCAGUUCUUUCGCAGAAUGAUGUGGAGAUACCCCAAACCAACAACCCGAUCUCUUUCGAUUCACAGACAAUGUUGUUUGAUGAUCAGGUUCACGGUGCUAACAUUGAUGACCAAUUAGGGGGGGUGAUGAACAUGGUGGGAUCAGGUAUCCUUUCAGCCUACGGGAAUGUCGGGGAACCUCAACCGCAGAUCUCGUCGACCAUUUUUUCUCAGUCAUUUGGAGUUCCGGACAUGACGACAUUCACUUCCGUCGACUCUGCUGCUGCGAUGAACGAUGGUAACUUCAUGAAUCGAAGUGGCGCUUGGCAGAUUCCUCGGAUGCGGACUUACAAAAAGGUGUACAAACGGGGAGCUGUCGGGAGGUCCAUUGACAUCACACGGUACUCAGGCUACGAUGAACUUAAGCAAGAUCUGGCUCGUAGAUUUGGUAUCGAGGGACAGCUGGAGGAGGGGCAGAGGAUAGGGUGGAAGCUCGUGUAUGUUGAUCACGAGAAUGAUGUGUUGCUAGUCGGGGAUGAUCCUUGGGAGGAUUUCGUGAACUGUGUUCGAUGCAUCAAGAUACUUUCUCCGCAGGAGGUGCAGCAAAUGAGCUUGAGAUUCGAUGAUAUCGGGAACAAUGUUAUCGCCAACCAAGCUUGCCGUAGCUCUGCCCCCGGAAAUGGCUUAGGCUAGCGGCUCCGGCGAGCUUUCGGUUUAUUAUUUAUUAAUGUUGUUGUUAUUAAUCAUCCUAGCCUAGCCUAGGGAGCUCAACUUUGGUGGUUCAGGCUGCUUCUAUUUAUGAGCUUUGCUUUUGCCUUGUACUGAUUCUCUUCUUCUACUUGUAUUCUAAUUUGUAAUUUUGUUGUGUCAAAUGAAUAAAAUGGUGUUGUAUCCCUUUCCUUUCUCUUUAACAAACAUCCAUAUUAGUAUCUUUCUCACGCAA
This is a messenger RNA of Andrographis paniculata, 3790 nucleotides long. Its product is annotated as auxin response factor 17-like. Gene Ontology annotation, biological process: response to hormone; regulation of DNA-templated transcription. Gene Ontology annotation, cellular component: nucleus. The transcript has 14 exons. The record is from RefSeq and is a predicted model, not a curated record. The coding region runs from base 814 to 3540 and encodes 908 amino acids. Lineage: Eukaryota; Viridiplantae; Streptophyta; Magnoliopsida; Lamiales; Acanthaceae. Gene Ontology annotation, molecular function: protein binding; DNA binding.